GCUUGGGCGGGGACGAGACGCAACCUAUCAGCAGCCCCCUCCCCCACACGCGUGUUUCCUCUGGGCCCCGCGCCGGCCGGCUCCCAGUAGCGGCGCCGCUCCGCCAGUGGCUGUUCCUGCAACCGGAACCUCCCGGCUCCUUCCGCGCCGCGGCGGCCCGAGGUCCCAAACGAUUUCUCAAUUUGGAACGAAUUAGUCCAAAGGAAGAAAAUUAUUCUUUCUACACUGGCAGAAGAAGCUGCUGCAGUUAAAAGGUCCUAACUAGCCAAGAUGCCGAUCAACGUUAAUGAUGUGAUGCACCUAUUGUGCUGUAUCUCUGAGAAGAGGAAGAUGAAGGCUGCUGUCAGGCAUUCUGGACGAGGAGCACUAGUAGCGGGUGCAGCAGCAUUUGUCGGGGGCUUAAUGGGUGGUCCACCUGGAAUAGCCGUAGGGGGUGCAGUUGGUGGUUUAUUUGGUGCUUGGAUGACUGCUGGACAGUUUAAGCCAAUCCCUCAGAUUAUACUGGAACUGCCUCCUGCUGAGCAACAGAAGCUCUAUGAUGAUGCCUUUGCUAUUAUCAGGAACUUAGACUGGAUUGAUGCUGCACAGUUGAUUGCACUUGUAAUGGGAAAUGCCGCCCUCCAACAGAAGUUGGUAGCAGUGCUAAUAAAUUAUCUUUCACAUGAGCUAAGAGCAGAAAUACGGUAUGGAGAGUAAACCUUUUCAGAGUGUGUUUUUUCACUUUACAGUGAGGGGAAUUUUAUUUUGACAGCUGUGAUCUUUUAACAUAACGAUUACUAGUUAGUGCAGCUAAUUAUAAAGUUAAGUAAAGGCAGUAGGCAGAUAUAAAUAUUUUGGUUUUUAUGAAUCUAGAAUUAAAUUACUGUAUUAUCUCAAACUGAUUUGCUGUGCCAUUUAAGCUACUGUGUAUUGAAAACUGAAAUUAAGAUAAUAAAGCAUUGAAGGAGCUA
Messenger RNA from Dermochelys coriacea (leatherback sea turtle), 950 nucleotides. RefSeq names its product chromosome 12 C19orf12 homolog (gene C12H19orf12). The transcript has 4 exons. The record is from RefSeq and is a predicted model, not a curated record. Lineage: Eukaryota; Metazoa; Chordata; Testudines; Dermochelyidae. Bases 271 to 696 code for a protein of 141 amino acids.